UUGAAGGUCUACGGGUCUCAGAUUUUCAGCUUAUUUCUUGUAACAAGGAUCAAAAAAAUAACGGUGGGUUUUCACUUUCCAUGUUUCCAUUCCGACCUUUAUUCAACUUACUGUCACUGUCAUUUGCCUAACUGUCAAAAGCAGUCAAAUAUUUUUAUUUGUAAAAGGUAAAUAAAAUUUGAUAUUGGAAAAUAUACAUAAUAAAACAAAAUAUCUUUACCAAAAAGUUGAACAAGAUGCUGUAUUUGGAAGAUUAUUUAGAGAUGAUAGAGCAUUUACCUCAAGAAUUAAGAGAUAGAUUUACAGACAUGAGAGAAAUGGAUCUAACUAUUCACAAUAACAUGGACGAACUCGAAAAAAGGGUUAAAAAUUUUUUCAGUGAUUGUAAAAGGUGCCCUAAUGAUUUACCUCAGUCAGUUGAAGCAGAAUUUCAAGGUAUCAGAAAGGAAUAUUAUAAAACUUUGGAAGAGGCAGAUGAAAAGGUUCACCUAGCAAGCCAGAUGUACGACUUAGUCGAUAAGUAUUUAAGGAGAUUGGAUUCUGAGCUACACAAAUUUAAAUGUGAGUUGGAAGCAGAUAACAAGGGUAUAACCGAGGUUUUGGAGAAAAGAUCAUUAGAAUUAGAUACACCAAAUACAACUCCAAAUAUUUCAUCGCUUCAGCAAAAAGAAAAUCGCUACGACAGUGCAUUUAGAUAUUCUAGACCAAGAGCUGAAAAGCGAAGGGACAGUAGUGUUUCAAUACCUGCUCAAUUGACAGAAAAACGCCAAGCUGUCACGCCGGUGGCGCCUCCUCCUUUAAUAGAAACAAGACACGCUACCACUUCCGUUCAACCAAUUGCCCCUUCCUCUGCUACCACUACAACCAUGUCCUAUAAUCUCGGGCAUAAUUUGGGAGCUGGACCUGCAAUCGCAGCUGCUGCUUCCCAAGCAAUCGCUGCAACCCAACAGAUGCAACAAGGUAGAAGAACUGCUAGCCUAAAGGCAUCUUACGAAGCUAUUAAUACCGGCGUGCAUGGUCAUGAAUUUGGUAUUGGGAGAGAAUUGGCAGGUGCUGCGCAGACUGCCAUCCAAGCUAUCCAACAGGAUCAUGCGAAUAACAAGAAAAAACAAAAAAAAUGGAAUAGUAGUAGUUCGUCCAGCACAUCUACUGCUACCGUUGUUCAACCAGUAGUAUCUACUCCAGUUGUAAUACCACCGCAUGAAUCUCCAACAGUUGACACCAAUUCCCAGAAUGCUGAAGUAACAGAUGGUGAAUGGACUUACGAUCCAAACGAACCUAGAUAUUGCCUUUGUAAUCAAGUGUCAUAUGGUGAUAUGGUUGCCUGCGAUAAUGAGGACUGUCCAAGUGAAUGGUUCCAUUAUCCUUGUGUUGGCAUAACAGCUCCGCCUAAAGGAAAGUGGUAUUGUCCUCAGUGUACUGCAUCAAUGAAACGAAGAGGUGGAAGAAAGAACUAAUUUUUUUCGCUACCAGUACCUAGACAGAUGCGUUUAAUUAGAUAUUAGUUGAUUAAGAAACCUGACAUAUUAGAACAAUAUUUGUAAUUCGUAUAUUACAAACAUUUAACGUGUGUCAAAUUAUCAUCAAUAAGUAAAUUGGUUUAAGCAUAGUUGGUUUUUCCCUAAUGUAAUAAAUUGUAAAAAUCCGACUUGCAUCAAUAAAGCAUUUUUCGAAGAAA
Diabrotica virgifera virgifera (western corn rootworm) is the source of this 1678-nucleotide messenger RNA. RefSeq names its product inhibitor of growth protein 3 (gene Ing3). The transcript is spliced from 8 exons. The record is from RefSeq and is a predicted model, not a curated record. Bases 237 to 1457 code for a protein of 406 amino acids. Gene Ontology annotation, biological process: regulation of DNA-templated transcription. Gene Ontology annotation, cellular component: NuA4 histone acetyltransferase complex. Lineage: Eukaryota; Metazoa; Arthropoda; Insecta; Coleoptera; Chrysomelidae.